This is a messenger RNA of Antrostomus carolinensis (chuck-will's-widow), 2475 nucleotides long. RefSeq names its product zinc finger CCCH domain-containing protein 6-like. Gene Ontology annotation, biological process: negative regulation of DNA-templated transcription. Bases 358 to 2067 code for a protein of 569 amino acids. Gene Ontology annotation, cellular component: nucleus. The transcript is spliced from 11 exons. NCBI's taxonomy places the organism in Eukaryota, Metazoa, Chordata, Aves, Caprimulgiformes, Caprimulgidae. Gene Ontology annotation, molecular function: RNA binding; metal ion binding. The record is from RefSeq and is a predicted model, not a curated record.
CAGCACCUCCCUUCCCCCGUGUGUGUGUCCUCUCGUUCUCCUGUGCCCCGGGCCUGCUCCUCCGAGCCGCCGCCGCUGCUGCCUCCUCCUUCUCCUGCCCGCGCGGGGCGGCCGGGCUCAGCCUGUGCAGCCUCGCCCUGCACUGAGUGCCCGUUAGUGUCUCACUAAGUAACCGUGAGUGAAACCUUCAUCAUCUCUCCUCACUGAGGGACCCGACCCUCCUCCUCACCGAGCCGCCCCCAGAGCGGCUGUGCGCGCCGCCGCCGCCGCCACCUCCUCCUCCUCCCUCCGCACCACGGGCAGCGGCAGUGUCCUGCCUUCCUCCACCUCCCUCCUCACCACACCACAGCCAGCACAAUGGCCUUUGAAAGCCUGUUCUCCAAACCCCCAAACCCAGUUCUUGACCCAAACAUGCCCGACUCUGACAGGCAACAUGCAGGGGACGAAAGAGAAGAUGGAGAGCUAGAAGAUGGUGAAAUAGAUGAUGCAGCAUAUGAAGAUGUGAAAGAACAUAGUACAAAAGGUGAUGAUAAACAGAAAAACGAGAAAGGACAUAGAAAAUCACGGAAGAAACGCAAAAAAGAAAAAGAAAAGAAAAAGUCAAAAAGGAGAAGACGGGAUAAGCAUAAGCAUAACUCCCCUUCCAGCGAUGACAGUUCAGACUACAGCCAUGACUCUGAUCUUGAGCGUACAGAAAGACCACAUAAAAAGAGUAGCAGCUCUUCAUACAGAGAUUAUGAUUCGUCGUUCAGUCAGCAUGGACACGUAUCAGGAAAUUACAUGAGUUCACAGAAAAUGCAACAUAAAAAAAAUAUAAAAAGUAAGGAGUAUGACGACUAUAGUCAUUACAGUGAUGAAAACUUUGGUAAUUAUAACGAGGAAGAAAAGGAUGAAGAUUUUGCUGAUCAGCUUAAACAAUACAGGCAAGCUAAAGAGACCUCCAGUACUGAUCUAGGACCUCCAUUCCCAAAAGAACCAGUGAAAAAGCAGGGAAUGAAAGGGAUCCAGAAAGGUAUUUCUCAAAGAGGUAAUAAUUACAGUGUUGGUCGAGGGCGUGGAAUGCAAAAGAAAUUGAAGCGUAAAGAUCGUGGAAGGGGAAGAGGGGGCAAUAAAGGAUCCGAUGGCUUUCAUGAGGAUGGCAAGCCAGUGAAGAAAUGGGUUAAUAUGAGUCAGGAGUUCAUAAAUCAGCAUACAGUGGAACACAAAGGCAAACAAAUUUGUAAAUAUUUCCUUGAAGGGAGAUGUAUUAAGGGAGAGCAGUGUAAAUUUGAUCAUGAUGCAGAGAUUGAAAAGAAAAAGGAAAUCUGCAAGUUUUACAUACAGGGUUACUGCACCAAAGGAGAGAACUGCAUUUAUUUGCACAAUGAAUUCCCUUGCAAGUUCUACCAUACAGGAGCAAAAUGCUAUCAAGGAGAUAAGUGCAAAUUUUCUCACGCUCCCCUGACUGCAGAAACAAAAGAGCUGUUGGAUAAGGUUUUGAAUAAUGAGGAGGAACCGCAAAAUGAAGAUGAGAAAGAACUGGAGGAACUCAGAAAGCGUGGCAUAGUUCCUCUCCCUAAGCCACCACCAGGUGUUGGACUUCUGCCAACCCCGCCAGAGCAAUAUCCGUUUUCUGAGUCCGAUAUAGAAAAUUAUCAAGAUCCUUCAGGGGAUUAUAAGAAAAUCCCAUCUCUCUUUGAAAUAGUUGUGAAGCCUACUGUGGAUUUAGCACACAAAAUUGGAAAAAAGCCACCGACCUUCUAUAACAGCGCGUCACCACCAAGACCACCGUUUCAAGGAAAUGACCCACACUCUCAGCAUAUGUAUAAUCCAGGUUCAAGUCCAGGGCCGGGACCAGGCAUGUCACAAGGACAUAAUGGGCCACCAAUGCACCCAGGUUCUCCUGGACAUCAUCCAUGUGCAGGGCCUCAACACAGAGUCCUCCUAUGCAGGGUGUUCCACCAGGCUUUCUCGGCCCACAGAACCAGACUGGUAUGCCUAUGCAAGGACAGCAAGGUGGUCCACCUCUCACACCACCGGGUCUUGGUGGAUCUUACAAUGCCCCAGGAGUUCAAGGACAUAUGGUGAAUAUGCCAAGAGACAAUCAUUGUCCUCCAGGGCCACAAUACCAGCAGAUGCCUGGGGAACGGCAGCCGAAUAUGAAUUACGAGCCUAUUCAGAACCCAACUGAUUUCUAUGACAAUUACUAUUCUCAUCAAGCCGUACAUAACUUCCAGCCAGCUAAUAACUCUGGUGAUGGAACAUGGCAUGGAGAAUUUACAGAUCACCAGGCUCACCUCAUGGCUCAAGAGUCACAUCAAGGUGGAAGCGAGUCAGACUGCAUGGGUGGCCAUAUGGGCCAUAAACCAGCCAUCAAUGUACCAGAUUUUCUUCCAGCAAUGCAGAAGGCCCUUUAUGUAAGACUUAGUCAAAAGCAUCAAAGAGAUGGAGACUCUGUCAGCAGCCAGGGUCAGAGGGCAAUGAGCAAAGACGAAG